GUGGCCACACACGUCGUAGUCGUGGAUUGUGCUCUCGGUCGCGUACCUUCCCCCGUCGGAUCGUCGCGCCCCAGUCUCUGUCCCAACCGCCCGCGGGUGUAAGCUCAACCAACGUUGGAUUGGCGAGCUUUUUUUUUAAAGGAGGAAGGGGGAGUAGUAGUUGUUCCUGUGGUGUUGAGAGGUUGCAAGUUUUGUCGCGGGACAGAUUUUGGGACAAGCCCGGAACUCGGUUUUGUGGAACGCAGCUUUGGGGUGGGUUUUCCGCGGACGGUUUGUGGUGUGGUGAAGGUCACCAGGAUAGCAAGCUAGAAACAGCAGCAUCAACAGGACGACAAAGUUAGUUAUCGUAAAGUGAUAACUGGAGCAGGGGGAGAAAAAGGAAAGACCCGGAAAAAAGUAAUCCCAUUUAUUGAACUAGAGGGCCAGCACGUGUGUUUGUGUGCGGGAAAAGCUCCAGGUGCAGCAGGUGCAGUGUUGCCAGUGUGUGCAGAAAAUCGAUUGCCUGGGAAGAAAAACGUGAAGUACAAAGAAUCCCUGGCACACAUAUCUGGGCUAAACGAGGGAAAAAAAAUCUCCAAAAAGUGACGAAAACAUCAAAAAGAAGCCAAAGAAGCAACAAAAAGAGUGUCACAAGUCAAACAGUGUGUUUAAGCUGAAAGUAGCUCUGGUGAAUCGGUUGCGGCUUGGGAGUUUAGCAGCAGUACGACGUAAUCCGGACCCCGGACCGAAAAGUUUUCAUCCAAAGCCCCACAAGAAAGGUUGGCAGAUGGUGUCGAACAACGGCGCUCGGCAGAAGAACCUGCGGGACUGAGCCGCACCGAGGGACACGCGCGCGCUCCACGCCGGUCGUAAUGAAUGCAAAUUUGGCCACGUUACGACCUGCUGCUGGGGUGUCCCAACCCGGACCUGCCGCCGACCACCGUGUUGUUGGCCAAGGGUACAAAUGAAGUCGGAGCAGCUAGAACGAGAACGAGGAGGGAAACCGUCAGCAAAUUUUACAGCCCUUUUUUAUAUAGGCCACAGACACACACAGAGAGAGAAGGGCCGGAAACCGGAGGAAUUGCUAUCGCAUAAUUAAAUCAAGACGCGCUUGGGAUCCAAGUGUGGGGCCAGAACUUGCAGCCGGACAGAUUUGCGCAAUCACGUUUCUCCCGGAGGAGAAGGAGGAGGAGGAGGCCAUAACAACAGAGACAACGACGACGACGACGACGACGACGCCAUCAACACAGGAAGUAGGCCAUGAAACGAGUUGAACUGUCACUGUUGCCACCGUACCUGCUGCUGCCGGCCUUUCUCGGCCUACUGCUGUUGCUGCUGCCGCUCGGUUGGGUUGACGGAUCGAGGCCGGGUGCAGGCCACCGGUUGGAUGUUUACAUUGCGGGUUUCUUCCCGUACGGGGAGGGCGUCGAGAACAGCGAAACGGGCCGGGGCGUGAUGCCCAGCGUCAAGCUGGCCCUGGACCAUGUCAACGAGCACUCGACCAUCCUGCGGAACUACCGGCUGCACAUGUGGUGGAACGACACCGAGUGCAACGCGGCCGUCGGAGUCAAGAGCUUCUUCGACAUGAUGCACUCGGGGCCGCACAAGCUGAUGCUGUUCGGAGCGGCCUGCACCCACGUGACCGAUCCCAUUGCCAAGGCCAGCAAGCACUGGCACCUGACGCAACUGUCCUACGCCGACACCCAUCCCAUGUUCACCAAGGACUCAUUUCCGAACUUCUUCCGGGUGGUCCCCUCGGAGAACGCCUUCAACGCGCCCCGUCUCGCCCUGCUCAAAGAGUUCAACUGGACUCGCAUCGGAACCAUCUACCAGAACGAACCCCGGUACGCACUCCCGCAUAACCACAUGGUCGCUGACCUUGACGCCAUGGGCACGGAGGUCGUCGAAACGCAGAGCUUCUCCAACGACGUCGAAGAACCGCUGCGGAAGCUCCGCGAAAAGGACGUCCGCAUCAUUCUGGCCAACUUCAACGAGUACUGGGGCCGGAAGGUGUUUUGCGAGGCGUUCCGGUCGGAGAUGUUCGGCCGGUCGUACCAGUGGCUCAUCAUGGGCACGUACGGUAACGAGUGGUGGGCGGAGAACGACACCGAUUGCAGCCCGGAGGAGGUCCGGGCGGCGCUCGAGUCGACCAUCAUGGUGGAUCUGCUGCCGCUGGCCACGAGCAAGGAGAUCACCAUAUCGGGCAUUACCGCCGACGAGUACCUGGCCGAGUACAACAGCCGGCGGGGCAACGAGUACUCGCGCUUCCACGGGUACACGUACGACGGCAUCUGGGCCGUCGCCAGCGCCAUCCAGUACGUGUCCCAGCGGAAGGAGCUCUCGCUGACGCACUUUGAGUACCGGAAUUCCCGCUGGGAGGACAUCUUCCUGGAGGCGCUCAAGAACACCAGCUUCGAGGGCGUUACGGGUCCGGUACGCUUCUACAACAACGAACGCAAGGCGAGCUUUCUGCUGAAGCAGUUUCAGAACAACGAAGAGGUCAAGAUCGGCGAGUACAGCUCGCUGACGAACCGGCUGGACCUGACGCUGGGCAAGCCGUUGAAGUGGGUGGGCCGGAGUCCGCCGAAGGACCGGACGUUGCGGAUCAUCGAGCACAGCCAGGUCAACAUUACGAUCUACGUGGUGCUGGCGAGUUUGUCAUGCGUCGGGAUCGUGAUGGCUUCCGUGUUUCUGGCCGUCAACAUCAAGUUCCGGAAUCAGAGGUACAUCAAGAUGAGUAGUCCCCACCUGAACAAUCUGAUUAUCAUCGGGUGCAUCUUGACGUACAUGAGUGUGAUCUUCUUGGGGUUGGACAGCGGGUUGAGCAGUGUGGCGGCCUUUCCGUACAUCUGUACGGCACGUGCCUGGCUGUUGAUGGCCGGCUUCAGUUUGGCGUUCGGGGCCAUGUUCUCCAAGACGUGGCGGGUGCACUCGAUCUUCACCGAUCUGAAGCUCAACAAGAAGGUCAUCAAGGACUACCAGCUGUUUAUCGUGGUCGGCGUGCUGCUCAGUCUGGAUCUGGCGAUCAUGACCACGUGGCAGAUCGCGGAUCCGUUCUACCGCGAGACCAAGCACAUUGAACCUUCGGAACACCCAACGCUGGAGGACGUGAUCAUCGUGCAGGAGAACGAGUACUGCCAAUCGAACCAGAUGUCGAUCUUCAUCGGGAUCAUCUACGCGUACAAGGGGCUGCUGCUGAUCUUCGGGGCGUUUCUGGCGUGGGAAACGCGUCACGUGUCCAUCCCGGCGCUGAACGACUCCAAGCACGUCGGCAUGUCCGUGUACAACUGCGUGAUCAUGUGCGUCAUGGGAGCGGCGAUCGCGCUCGUGCUGUCCGACCGGAAGGACGCCGUCUUCAUCCUGAUAUCGCUGUUUAUCAUCUUUUGUACGACGGCUACGCUGUGUUUGGUGUUUGUACCCAAGUUUGUAGAACUGAAGCGCAACCCGAGCGGAGUCGUAGACAAGAAGUGCCGCGCUACGCUGCGGCCCAUGUCCAAGAACCGUCGGGACUCGUCGGCGUGCGAGCUAGAGCAGCGCAUGAAGGACGUGAAGCAGACCAACUGCCGGUUCCGGAAGGUCCUGAUGGAGAAGGAAGCCGAACUGCAGGCCCUGGUCAAGCGACUGGGACCAGACGCCCGGGCCUGGAUAGGGCUGGAAACGUGCUCGUCCGAGCCGGACGUCAACAAGGAGACGGUCAAGAUCCAGGUCAAGAAGGACUACGCCAGCGAGGGAACCGAGUUCACAUCGAUCGGCAGUCUAGUUGGUUCCAGCAACGACACCCUGGAUUCCGUCGGACCAGAACGCAGGAAAAAGAAGACCACGGUGGUGCUGCCGGGUGAGGAACCUGCCACCACCACCAAGCCGCCACUCUCCUCUACCACCGUGGUCAACUCCAUCUCCAAGAGUAGCCUAACCAACACGGCCUCGGCGCCGGCCUCACUGCCAACGACGGUCACGACGGCGGCCCAGACGGUGCUGUCGACGACGGCUACCAGCCAAGCGAUGGCGGCGGCGGCGACGACGAACGGUGUCCAGCCGGCCACAAAUGCCAAGUCGUCGGUCACGUCCAACAGCAUUAGUGCGUGCACCAGCGUGCCGCAAGAUCCGAACAAGCCCAUGUUCAACAGCGAUGCGCGGAGGGAGUCGCUCGCAAGUUCCAAGUACUCGCCGGGGCAUAUCAAGGAUCGCUACGAGGACGACCGGCAGCAGUACCAGAACAUCACCAAGUCCAACACCCAGCUCAACUGCUCGUCGGCGACCUCGCUGAACCACUCGAACAACGACCUCAACCAGGUUUGUCACCACACCAAGCCCAGCAGCAAACCCAGAGGAGAACCUCCGAAUGAUUCAACGCGAAGGGUCAGCGUGCAGGCGACGACCUCGCUCAAGGGCAACUUUGUCGUGUCCCAGAGUGACCUGUGGGACACCCAAACGCUGAACCACGCCAAACAGCACCAGCGGCACUCGCCACGGGGACAAUCCCGCUGUCCGGACCACAGUCACCAGCAGCAGCAGCAGCAGUCUCAGCAACCUCCCCAGUACUCGGAUCACGAACGGAGCGAAGCCAGCGUGGCUGCCUCACCCGGUCCCAUCCAGCGUAGCGUGUCGGAGAAGAACCGUAGCAAGCACCGCCACAAGCAGAAAUCAACGACGGCCGCCGCCUGCCAGAGCGAAACCGACAGCGAGCGGGAACAACGCAGCGACUAUCAGAGCUACUCGGUGUGUUCAGCGGCCAUCGGUUCGUCCGCGACCAUGGUCAACUCGACAUCGCACCACUCGGCCGCCACCGCCGUCACCAAGGGCACCACCGCCAACUCGGUGUCCUCGUCACGUAAACUAUCGAAAUCACAGCACUCGCAUCACCACUCGACGCCAAACGUGGCCCCCGAGAAGAAGCACUCCAUGUCGGGCGGAUCGAUCGGAGGAGGAGGUGUAGGGGAAAGAGGGGGCUCCACUUCCGGCGGAGGGGGAUCGUCCCACAUCCGGCACCGCAAGAAAGAGUCCAGCCAGUCCAAGCCGAACCUGUACGGGGCCUGCUCGGAGUCGGAACUGCUCGAUGGGGACACGGCCAUUCUGCCCAUUUUCCGGAAGUUGCUCAACGAAAAGGACUCGAGAUAUCGCACGCGGAACACCGUUGGGGCCAGCUGCCCGAAUAUAUCGAUUAAAUGUGAUAUUGUUGAGUAUCUGUAAGGUGUGCGUGUGUGUCGAUCGGUUUCUUUGUUAUUGGUUUGGUCUUGAAUUUGAAUCUAAUCAUAUGUCUGCAUCGAAAGCAAUUCUCUAGAUUUUCCUGGAAAAAAAUCUUAUUUUUUAAGAAAAUGUCCCACAAAAAUAUUUGUCUUAUGGGUGUCUUCUAUAGCAAGGCACCUUAAUUCGUAUCGUUUGGGGAGGGCCUCGUGGCGCGGUGGUUAGCGACUGUGGCUGCCGAUCCCUUAGUUGCUAUGAGGCGCGGGUUCGAUUCCCGCCUUAUCCACCUGGCCUUCUAUCGGAUGGGGAAGUAAAACGUCGGUCCAUUAGCGUAAAAGAGGUUUUGGGUAACUCACCACACAUAAACAUUCAGAUGCUUAUGCAGAAAUGAGCAGAAACUUGCUUUUUUUCGGGUGGUUCAGACUGUAAAGUCUUUCAAUCCCGGCGCGUAUUUUUGAGAUUUCAAAUCUUGUUCAACAACUCUAUGAAUCAUUUUACUUCUAGCAUCUAGAUCGUAUACCUUCGAGAGAUCGAGUUUACCUAAUUAGGUUUUACGCCGACUCGGUUUUUAGGUUAGAAAUUUGACAGCUUGUGCACUGUUUACAUUUUUUGCA
Culex quinquefasciatus (southern house mosquito) is the source of this 5777-nucleotide messenger RNA. RefSeq names its product gamma-aminobutyric acid type B receptor subunit 2 (gene GABA-B-R2). Gene Ontology annotation, molecular function: G protein-coupled GABA receptor activity. Gene Ontology annotation, biological process: G protein-coupled receptor signaling pathway; gamma-aminobutyric acid signaling pathway. Gene Ontology annotation, cellular component: G protein-coupled receptor heterodimeric complex; membrane. The coding region runs from base 1240 to 5169 and encodes 1309 amino acids. NCBI's taxonomy places the organism in Eukaryota, Metazoa, Arthropoda, Insecta, Diptera, Culicidae. The record is from RefSeq and is a predicted model, not a curated record. The transcript is spliced from 13 exons.